GUGCUAAUCUAUGAUUAGCAUGCAUAUAUAUAUAGAUGGGGUAUGUCGAUUGUGCAUAGAUCACAAAAGUCAAGCCUCGAGUACAAGAAUGUCUCCGAAUGUAUAUGAAUUUGUUUACAAGAUGGUAAGUUUCGUGAAUCCUGCAGUCUUUUUGUACUGUUUCACAAUGUAUGAGCUAAUCUAUGAUUAGCAUGCAUAGAUGGGGUAUGUCGAUGUGCAUAGAUCAUGAAAGUCGAGACUUGAGAUCAAGAAUGGACUCGAGAUCAAGAAUGUCUCCGAACGUAUAUGAAUUUGUUUACAAGAUGGUAAGUUUUGCGAAUCUUGUGCAGUCUUUAUGUCGAUUGUGCAUACAUCACAAAAGUCGAGCCUCGAGUACAAGAAUGCCCCCGAAUGUAUAUGAAUUUGUUUACAAGAUGGUAAGUUUCGUGAAUCCUGCAGUCUUUUUGUGCUGUUUCACAAUGUAGGAGCUAAUCUAUGUUUAGCAUGCAUAGAUGGCUAUGUCGAUGUGCGUACAUAGAUCAUGAAAGUCGAGACUCGAGAUCAAGAAUGUCUCCGGACGUAUAUGAAUUUGUUUUACAAGAUGGUAAGUUUUGCGAAUCUUGCAGUCUUUAUGUGCUGUUUCACAAUGUACGAGGAGCCGCACAUAGUGAUCAUGCCACUUGAUAGCGAAAGUCUCGCUUUGAAAGGAUCGCAGCUAGACGGGGGGGCUGCCAAAACAUAAGUCCUAGGCUAAACGUCAAAAUGGUUCUGAGAUGCUUGAAGGCUCCGGCACCAUCUUUUUUCAAUCCAAUCUCUUGAGAAGCUUCCAUGUGGCACAUUGGAGAGGCCGAAACGAUCCAAAAUUUGUUGAUUUCGUUACCACUAAACUAGACUUCCCCUAUGGUUGUCUCAUGGAGGGUCAUCGAAUUACGGUACAGAAACGAGAAGCCCUUCGCUAGCUUGCACUUUUAUAUUCAUACCGAAGGUUCUUCGUUACAACAGGGUCCUCAACACCUCGUGCUAUAUAAACUAGCAUCCUCCAGAGAGAUUCAUCACCAGCAAAAGAGAAGUUGCUACAAACCAAAGCACAACAAGCAGGACACCGAGAUCUCUCAAUUGUGCUUUGGUUCGUAGCAACGUUGUCUGAGAAACAGGCUUCCUCUUCUUCUCCCAAAAUGGCCUUGAUCCUCUUCCUCGCCUUCUCGCUCUUCCUCCAAGGAGCUCUGGGUAUAACCCAUGGUGACAUUGUAUGCGAGCAGUUGCCUACACAUCUCUGCUCGUUCUCUAUCGCGUCUAAUGGAAGGCGGUGUGUCCUGGAGAACUACGUGAGCCCGAUGGAUAGGAAGACGGAAUACGAAUGCAAGACCUCUCAGGUGGCUGUGGAUAUCAUGCAAGAGUGGAUCGAGACCGAUGAUUGCAUCCGUGCCUGUGGAGUGGAUAGGCAGUCCGUUGGCAUAUCUUCAGAUGCUCUCCUUCAGCCUCACUUCACUGCCAAGCUCUGCUCACCGGCAUGUUACCACAACUGCCCCAACAUUGUUGAUCUUUACUUCAACUUGGCCCUCGGAGAAGGUGUCUAUUUGUCGGAUCUCUGUGAUGUGCAACGGAGCAACCCGAAGCGGGCGAUGAGAGAGUUUCGAAGCAACGGCGCAGCAUCCGGUCCCAUGGGCGCCGCGCCUAUGGGGAGUCUCUCUGCUGGUGAACACUACUAUGAGAUUGGAUAUGCCCCUGCUGAAGCUCCCAUGUAUUACUAGGGGGUCAUACUUACAUAUGUCUGUGUUUGCGGUUGUAUCUGUCUAAUUGCCUAAUAGAUAUGAGAAUUGUAAGGUGCUAUGUCACCUAAAACUUGUAUGGUACUGUGCUAUUCUGGCAAAUGAAGGAAGAACAUUGUAAGGUAUUUGGCAAAUACAGAUUUUGCCAAAGCAGUGACAUGAUCAUUAUACCA
Molecule: messenger RNA, 1921 nt
Organism: Syzygium oleosum
Lineage: Eukaryota; Viridiplantae; Streptophyta; Magnoliopsida; Myrtales; Myrtaceae
Exons: 3
Coding region: 1155-1730 (191 amino acids)
Source: RefSeq, a predicted model, not a curated record